UCUAUUAUUUUAGAGGGAGGGAAGAAGUAAAGACGUGAGGACUGCAGUUCACUGUAAUGAAAAGAAUAAUCGAAAAAGUGGGCUGGCCGCCCCUUGCUUUCCCCGCUGGGGUUGCGGGGGUGGUCUUGGUUGUUGAGGUUUUGGCACCGAGUACCCAUCUCUCCUCCCCCUUUUCACUCUCCCCUCGGACCCAUUCUCUUCUCCAGCUCCUAUGUCAGUUCAGGGUCCCGUGUGUUUUUAUUACGUGUGUGUGAGCACAAAACAGUUUGCUGACGAUGGGGCUGGGUGUAAGUUCCCGGCAGAGCAAAGUCUGAUUAUUUGGUCAUCUUGCUGUCAAAAGAAAAAAAAAAGACAGAAAAGACAAGAGACCCCCCCCCCCCGCCCCCCCACCCCCCAUCAUCACACCUUACACUCGCUCCGUUGGAAUAAUUCUAUAGCUUUAACUCCAAUUCUCAGUUGAAUUGACAUUCUUUGGGGCUAUUUGGAUGGUGGAACUGAAUGCAAUUUUAAGUGCAUUUUAUUUUUCUUCCAUGGCUUUACAAAGAGUGGCAAUGAAGACGAAAUUAAACACCUACAACAUGCAGUUGCUGCUGCUGCUUUUCUUGUUGUGGGACCCAGCCAGGUUGGUGCUGGCUAACAUCCAAGAAGACGAAGCUAAAAAUAACAUUACCAUCUUUACAAGAAUUCUAGACAGACUUCUGGAUGGUUAUGAUAAUCGGCUUAGACCAGGACUGGGAGACAGUAUUACUGAAGUCUUCACUAACAUCUACGUGACCAGUUUUGGCCCUGUCUCAGAUACAGAUAUGGAAUAUACAAUUGAUGUUUUCUUCCGACAAAAAUGGAAAGAUGAACGGUUAAAAUUUAAAGGUCCUAUGAACAUUCUUCGACUUAACAAUUUAAUGGCUAGCAAAAUCUGGACUCCUGAUACCUUCUUUCACAAUGGGAAAAAAUCAGUAGCUCAUAAUAUGACAAUGCCAAAUAAGCUUCUUCGAAUCCAGGAUGAUGGGACUCUGCUAUACACAAUGAGGCUUACGGUUCAAGCCGAAUGUCCAAUGCACUUGGAGGAUUUUCCUAUGGAUGCUCAUUCAUGUCCUCUGAAAUUUGGCAGCUAUGCAUAUACAACCUCAGAGGUCACUUAUAUUUGGACUUAUAAUGCAUCUGAUUCAGUACAAGUUGCUCCCGAUGGUUCCAGAUUAAAUCAGUAUGAUCUGCUGGGCCAAUCAAUUGGAAAGGAAACAAUUAAAUCCAGUACAGGUGAAUAUACCGUAAUGACAGCUCAUUUCCACUUGAAAAGAAAAAUUGGGUAUUUUGUGAUUCAGACAUAUCUGCCUUGCAUCAUGACUGUCAUUCUCUCCCAAGUGUCAUUCUGGCUUAACAGAGAAUCUGUGCCUGCAAGAACUGUGUUCGGAGUAACAACUGUUCUAACAAUGACAACUCUAAGCAUCAGUGCACGGAAUUCCCUCCCCAAAGUGGCAUAUGCGACUGCCAUGGACUGGUUUAUUGCUGUUUGUUACGCAUUUGUGUUCUCGGCCCUAAUUGAAUUUGCAACUGUUAACUACUUCACCAAGAGAGGAUGGGCUUGGGAUGGGAAGAGUGUAGUGAAUGACAAGUCCCCUUCAAUAAAAGCUGAAGGCAUUACAUUAACAUACAACUCAGUGAAGGCAAUUCUUCAAGGAGCUAAGCUAAUAUGGUCCAAGUAUAUAGCUUUCUCAUGGCCCAAUUUAAUCCAAGGAAAGACUUUAGAGUACUUAGAGAAGUGGAUGGACUGUAUAACCUUCAAACAAUCUUCUAAAAAAGAAAAAGCCUCUGUCAUGAUACAGAACAAUGCUUAUGCGGUGGCUGUUGCCAAUUAUGCCCCGAAUCUUUCAAAAGACCCAGUUCUCUCCACCAUCUCCAAGAGUGCAACCACGCCAGAACCCAAUAAGAAGCCGGAAAACAAGCCAGCGGAGGCCAAGAAAACCUUCAACAGUGUUAGCAAAAUUGACAGAAUGUCUAGAAUAGUUUUCCCAGUUUUGUUUGGUACAUUUAAUUUAGUUUACUGGGCUACGUAUUUAAACAGAGAACCUGUAUUAGGGGUCAGUCCUUGAAUCUAGACACAGGUUAUCUUUGGGAUGUAUAGCAACAUAGGACUUUGUUUGUUUUGCUAUGUACAGUCUGACUAAUAACUGCUAAUUUGUGAACCAACAUGUACAGUAUGUAUAUAGCUAUAAAGCUUACCAGUAGACCUCUAACGGAGACACGCAUUUGCUAACUUGUGGAACUACAGGCAGAAAGCACCCCAUUCCCAAAGAGCCAUUGCCUUUUUUAAAGAUUUACCCUAGGAACUCGUUUAUAGUGGGUUUCACAUGAUCUAAUUUGUUUCCUACUAGUGAUGAAAGUGGGGAUCCCAUACCACACUUGAUGAACUCUUUUGAUUUAGGUCUUAAAUAGGACUGUUUUCUCCUGUUGCCUAACUAUAACGUAAGGUAACACUGUCGUUCCAAGAUGAAUUCUUCUAAAUCACAGAACCUCGUAUCUGCCACAUCAUUUCCCUUCAUGAGUGCUCCGAAUCCCUGCUAGUGUAAUUGGAAGCUUAGCACACAUCAGAAGAAAAACUAGAGAUCUGAAAUCAGCUUUUAAUUACUCUGUAUAGCAUCUAUAGCAACAUAUUACCGCAUGACAAGCUCAAAUAAUUACGAGUCACUCCUGACAGGAUGUUAAUUAUGCCUAGAAUUUAAUAACUAUCGGAAUGUCAUGGUCAUUACAUUUUAGCAUCAGAGUUUAUUUGGGAGUAAUAAUUGAAAUCCUACAGAUUAUUUUAAUCAUUGGAAACUACCUUAAAUUAAAAAAAAAAAAGACAGAUAUGUCUUACUCUUUCCAGGUAUGUGUUGUACUGAAAUUGAUCAGCUAAAUUUUCUUGGUGCUGGAGACUGGAAAAAGCAUCCAGUUUGGCUGCUGUGGAGCAACAUUCAUAUUGGAUUAGAAAAUUGUGCCAAAAACUCCCACCGAUGAGAAUUCAUAGGUGUCCCAGCAUAUAGAUGAGCACUUACACGAUUCUCUUCUUUCCUGUUUACUGCAAAUUCUGCCUUAAGGCCUCUUGUCAUCAGGACUCAGAAGCCACUAAUUACAAAGGAAAGGGCAGUUAGUUGGCACAUUUUUCUGUCUUGAAGCAGCGCUUUCAGAUAAGAAUUAAUGUAAAUCUGCUUUUGUAAAUUGCGACUUUAAAUUUCACUGGCUCAAAUUUACAACAAGCUUUGUAUACCAGAAGAGGUUUUGGUAAGAGUUGAACAUUUUUAAACAGAAACUUUAAAGCAUCACCAACAGAUUCUGGAUUAGUUCACAUACGCACAUGAGUGUACGUGUGUGCACGCACACCCACCCACACACACCCACCCCCACACAUGCAUACUAAUUAAAUUAGAACACACACACACACAAAUAGCUAAAUUAGAAACCAGUUUUCAAUUUUAUAUAAUUACUAAUUAUUAAUAUGUAAAAUUCAUUUUUCUUUUAAUAUUUAAAAUAUACUCUCUAUGCCCCUGAAAUGUAUUAACAGAAGUUAACAAUUGUGUCUCAUGCCUAGAUUUAACAUUUUUGGCAUACCCCCAGAUCCUUUUGACUCACAUCUACAUUAGCAGUUAUUAGUUGACUUUUACUGAUAGAUACACCUUUAUGAUGGUGUUUUUGUAGAAACAUAAGUAGUCAAAUAGUGGCAUUUCUUGCAGUUUUGUACAGUAUUUCAGUAUAGUGCAUAAAUAAGUAUGUUCAUAAAAUCAAAUAAAAGGAGUAUCUUACGGAAAUAAGCAAAAUCACAACAAAAAUUGCUAUUCCUUUGCCUCGUUUAAAUUUUAUUUUUUUUUCAUUUUCUUUGUUUUAGUGUGAUUCUAUUAUGUGCUUUGCAUGACUGUAUUAAUACCAAGGUCACAAAUGCAUCUUAUUAACAGAAUUUGCCGUGAAGACAGCUUUGACAUUAAAAAUUCCCUCACAAAAGGUAAUCCGUAAUCCUUAAUAAAAUAAAAUUGUUACAUGAGCUAAUAAAUCUAUUUCUUUAAUUCCCUUCCAAUUACAGCUUCUUUGUUAUCUAAAUAGUUCUAACAUAUACACUUUAUUCGUAUACUGAAAUAGAAGAUAUUCUAUUUUCCUACACAUUUAAAUAUAACCUAGAUCCUCGGUAGAGUUUAAGAAAGUGCGCAACAGUCUAAGAAAGUGCACCAUGCUUGAGGGCAAGCAAUAAAAAUGCUUGUCUGGUAUUCAUUAUUAGAUACUUUAAAAUGUUGUUUUUGUAAGUUCUGCAUUUCCCCCUUCAUGUCUGACUAUAAAUUAUUAAUUUAUAAAUAUGUACAUAUGUAAAAAUAGUUGUAAAUAGCAGUUUCUGUGUGACAACAGAAAAGACUCAUCUUUACCUUUGACAAAGGGCUGCACCUACAUUGAUGGCACCAGUUUUAUUAACAUUUAUGGUAGAUUGGCCAGAAAAGUUACUCUUACUGUUAUCCUUAUUUUUCGUUUUCAUUGCCAAAAUCUUAUUUGAGCUUAACAACAUCCCGACAGUUCAGAUUUUCUGAUAAUGUAGAUAAGGAUUUUCUAUUAUUUCUCCACUUUGCUGUAUUUUUUUAUGCACUUCUUAAUCUUUUAAAGUUUAGAUAAAUCAAAGGGAGCUUUCGGUCUUGCAGGAGAGAGGGAGGAUGCUCCAUGAAAAAUGAUUUUAAAUUAUAGAACUAUACUGUUUACAGUCAUUCUCCCUUCCAUAAAGCAUUUUAAAGAUGCAAAAUAGAAGUAACAUGAAUUUAUUAAAAUGAGACCAAUUUUUCAGGAAAUACAUUUUUAAUAUACUAACAAAGGUCUCUUUGGCCCAUAAUAUGAUGCCUAUUUCAUGCAGUUGUACAUUGACAUAAAGAGUUAUGGUAUGUACAAAAUGUAGAUAAGAACAUGUGCAUAUACAGAGAUAGAGUCUCAUUAUUGUAUAGCUAGUUGCUGCUCUGAAUCAGCUAAUAUUUAUUCAACAAAUAUUUUUUUACCUCCUACUAUGUGCCAUACCAUGGGGAUGAUGUUAACACUUAUAUCACACCCACAGAAUUUAAUUGAAAAUUAAAGUGCACCUUCUUCUUCUAAAGACUUAAGAUCAAAGGCUAAAUGGAACACAUGAAUUAAUUUAGCACUGAGAGUUGUUCUAAUGAGCUAUAUCAUCAUGAGUGUGCUUAAGAUAGUGGCUGUUUUGUUUUUUCCUCCCAUUCAUGUUCCUAUUUUUCAAAACAAAAAAGGAACAAAUAUAAGCAUUUAGUAAUGAUUUUAAACAGUGAUUUUUAAAAUGCCAACGUUACUUUUUAGCAAUCUUCAGGGAUCUCUCUCGAAUUUAUCUCAGGUUUGGAUAAGUGAUCCCCUUGAGUGACAUUUUCCAUUUUUUUUCUUGAAUAUUUCAUUGUUUAUUUAAAAAGAACACAGACACUAUUAUUUCACUCAUAUUUUUCUUUGAUAUAUAAAAGAUGUAAUCCAGUAUUUAAUUACGAUAUGGUUCUUUUUAUAUUCCUGGCUAAGGGAACUCAAUUCUGCCAUGGUAUCAUAGAUUCUAGAGGGGUGCCAGAGCUCUGUGGAUUCUGUCACUAUUGUACUUUGGCAUGGCCUGUCAUCAUUUCAGUGAAGGGACAAGAGAAGUAAGUCAAGUCACCUGCAAAGUCAUGGUUCUUCAGCAUCUAUUAAGACUUUUUUCAAAUGCUUCAUUCUUGAUGCCUCAGACAAUACCUGUGAAAUGGGGAAAUGCUUAUUACUUAACUUGAAACUGAGACCAUAUUAAUAGGUUUACCAAACACCAAACUGUAUAGGUUGUUCCUGUUGUUAGUCUUCUCACAUUCUUACGUGCAUUUGCAUAUUUUUGAAGCAAUUUGCAGCAUUUUUUUCAUAUAAAAAGAUUCAGAAUUUCAAGGGAAUCAAGCUGACCCAUUGCUCCCGGUAGUACAUUUAUUUAGCUUUUUAAAAAAAUUUUAAUUCAAUUAAUUAACAUAUUAGUAUAUGAUUAGUUUCAGAGGUAGAGUUCAGUGAUUCAUCAGUUGCAUAUAACACCCAGUGCUCAUUCAUCA
Molecule: messenger RNA, 6050 nt
Organism: Zalophus californianus (California sea lion)
Lineage: Eukaryota; Metazoa; Chordata; Mammalia; Carnivora; Otariidae
Gene: GABRA2
Product: gamma-aminobutyric acid type A receptor subunit alpha2
Exons: 10
Coding region: 486-2087 (533 amino acids)
Biological process (GO): synaptic transmission, GABAergic; gamma-aminobutyric acid signaling pathway; regulation of postsynaptic membrane potential
Cellular component (GO): neuron projection; GABA-A receptor complex; synapse
Molecular function (GO): GABA-A receptor activity; transmitter-gated monoatomic ion channel activity involved in regulation of postsynaptic membrane potential; benzodiazepine receptor activity
Source: RefSeq, a predicted model, not a curated record